CCCUUUCGGCUUCGACGCAUCAGAACAUCAUCUCUCCAGCCAGUUUAUUGCCCGCCUUUAUCUCCUACAAUUAAAAUAUCUCCUCUCAGUCACAAUGGGUGGAGGCGGAAAGAUCCCAUACCCCAAGGAAGUCUGGUCUCCCGCGGGAGGCUGGUACGCUCAGCCAGCGAACUGGAGAGCUAACACCGCUAUUAUCGGUGCGGCCAUGAUUGGAAUCGUUGCUGCCACAUGGAGCCUCAGUGCCGAACGAGAACACCGAGAUAAGAUGCCAGAGCCCGGUCGAUUCUUCCCCAGCCGAUACUGGAGCAAGCAAAUUAUCGAGCAUGAGAGAGAGCAAGCUGCGAAGAAGGAUUCAUAAAGUGGGGUUGUUCAGAAAAACAACCGAAAUAUACGGAGGGUAUAUGGAGGAUGCAAUGGCAU
Messenger RNA from Aspergillus ochraceoroseus IBT 24754, 420 nucleotides. RefSeq lists its product as uncharacterized. The record is from RefSeq and is a predicted model, not a curated record. Bases 95 to 358 code for a protein of 87 amino acids. Lineage: Eukaryota; Fungi; Ascomycota; Eurotiomycetes; Eurotiales; Aspergillaceae. The transcript has 3 exons.